This is a messenger RNA of Solenopsis invicta (red fire ant), 2577 nucleotides long. RefSeq lists its product as uncharacterized. Lineage: Eukaryota; Metazoa; Arthropoda; Insecta; Hymenoptera; Formicidae. The coding region runs from base 166 to 2067 and encodes 633 amino acids. Gene Ontology annotation, cellular component: extracellular region. Gene Ontology annotation, molecular function: chitin binding. The transcript is spliced from 3 exons. The record is from RefSeq and is a predicted model, not a curated record.
GUACGCUCGGUUCCGCUCCGCAACGAGGCGAGGAUACUACCGACAGUGUGCCAUCGAAAGGAGUCAGUUUCCGCGUGGUCUUCGGCGCGUCUCGGUCACGCCAGGUGUUGUUUUUCUACCUGUCUCACGCGUGUCUCACGGCGAGCACGCACGUAACACGGGGAGAUGCGCUCGACGCUUCGCAAUGUUCAUCGCGCCCAAGUCGCGCUACUCUCGCUGGUUCUCUUGAUGCGAGGUUUCGAAGCAUCGGAGCCAGCGAAGUCGAGCACGAACGGUGCUAUUUCGGAGGAUGACGGGGACGAGAUACUGACGAACAUGAAUCUAACGACGUUUAAAGAAAGAUAUCGAAGAUUGAUACCCUACAUGACUUUUUACGUCGCCAACAACUACCUAAAUAACCAAGCUACAUUGGCGCAAAAUUACGCGGACGAGCUGACGGGUGGUACCCUGCUCCGGAAGCCCACGUCGCAGCAACACCCUCCAACUCGGCUGGUUGGCGUGCCAAGGCGGGGCGGUAAUAAGUACCGCAUCAGUUCACCCGACCAUGACAAGAAGUUCGUUCCGUCCGUGCAAUUCGAUCCCAGAAACAUCGGAGGCGACAACGACUACUUCGCGCCAGUCAAGUACAACCCCAAAAUCAACUACGAGUAUUCUACUCCGUCCUAUCAGCUCUAUCAGGUGCAAAAGACAUAUCCCGAAAUAACCACGCCUGUCAGUCAUAUUCUGAAUAAGGAAAGUCGAUAUUUCGUCACCGCGAGACCCCUGCAAUCAUCCGCUCCCGUGAUCAAGAAACCGCUGCUCGGCAACCCGCAGGACGAUUAUGAUCAGGAUUACACGGCGAGGCCAAACAUUGCUGUUAAUUAUCCCAGCAAGGAAUAUCAGGGGUUGAGAUACAUUCCGCCGCCAGUGCACGCAAACGUGCAGCAGCAGCAGCCGGUGAAACCGUCGGUCUCACUUUAUCGGAAGCCAAACGUAAAUCUAAAUAAUCUGAUCGAGAGUUUCCAGCUGUCCGAGCGACUGCCGGAAAUGCUGAACAAAGACAACCUCGACAGCAGCAUCAAAACACUCAUAGAGAUCCUCAAUAUCUUGCACAAUACGCGACAAGAGAAUUUCCCGCAGCCGCAAGGGCCUCCUUUAUCACCGCCGCCGUCACCGCCCAGAUUGAUCGGCUACGAUGUUUACAAGCCAAAAAUAUAUACGCGGCCAAAAGUGGUCACCGAGACGAGAUUUCAAGUGACCCCGAGCCCUCUAAUAAUCACCGACGAUCCUGAACGAUACAAGGCGACGGACGGUGACAUACCUAUCAAAUCGUCGUUGCAGUCGGAUUACAACCUGAACCACGUAAAAGACGAAAAAGUAGAAUACUACAUUCCUUACGUUCAGGACAUCUCCAACGAGCCUAAACAAGGACUUAGGCCGACCUCAACGCCUAAUGCUCCUACCACUGACCACUCGUACGAAAUCACGGAAGACCUGAGCGACGAUAUCCUGCAAGACGAACGGUACACCCUACCGAUUUCUACCGAGGCCUCCACGAGUCAACAGUACGUAGCGCAGAACGAAGUUACGCGCCCCGGACCAAAAAUGCCGUUGCCGGCAUUAAAGUACGGCGCGACACGUGGAAAACCCAACGUCGAUUACCCGGCGUAUGCAACUAUACCGGAAACCAAAUUCAAUUGCAAAGAUCAAAGGUACAAGGGAUUCUUCGGUGACCCAGCGACUGGAUGCCAAGUAUGGCAUUACUGCGAUCUCAAUGGCGGCAAGUCGUCAUUCUUAUGUCCAAAUGGGACGAUAUUCAGCCAGGUAGCGUUGACCUGCGACUGGUGGUUCAACGUAAAGUGCGAAACGACUACUCAACUAUAUGUGUUAAAUGAACGACUGUAUAAAUACAUUUUGCCAAUUAUGCCCAAAUUCCCCGAAGAUUUUACCGGUCCGGAAGUGGAUCGAUACUUGGAACUCAAGUUCAAAGAGAUGGAGGCAAAAAUGAAGGAAAAGAAGCUCAAGAAACAGCAAGAAGAGAAGAGCAAACACAAGGGCAAGUCACAAACGGCGGACGACGAAGAAUAGACGAAACGUAAUUAGAACGUUACGUGUUAAAUAACUUAGUCUUAAUACCUGACUCGUUGCCAUUAUAAUAAAAAGCAAAAAUAUAUCGCGGGUUCUAAGGCCACAACUCUGUAGUAACGAGCCUUGCAAUCCCGAAAAAGUGCAAUAUGUAUAUGACAGAAUUAUAUGUGAUUUAAGUAUAGAGUAAAUCACAUCGCGCGUAAAAUAAGUUAGAUUAUUUCACGGUCUCUGUACGGGUAUGAAAUGGCUGAUGAUAUUAAGUAUUUCUUAUAUUCUCUCUAGUCAUAUAUAUGCGUACUAUUGUGUACUAUUUAUCAUGAAAAAUGACCGCCUAUAUCUUAUGCAGGAUUUCUUUCGGUCUACAGAUCUACAUUAGACAAAUGGUCUAAUUGAGUCAUAAAUAAAUAUCCAUCGUAAUAAGUCAUAGCUUUCAAACCAGAUAAUAAAUAAUCAUGUUUUCCGCAAACAGUAUAAUAAUACUAUAAAUAAAUAUCUAAAUAACGCUCUCUU